GUCUCACCUUCAAGAAAGCAAAAAGAAAAGUUUACAUUCUCAUUUAGAGAUCACUCCUACAAAAUGGUCAGUACUAAAAAGCUCAUUAAAAUGGCGAGAAAGUGGCAAAAACUAGCAGCUGCAAGCAGAAGAAGAAUUUCAUGGUCAAGAACAAUUGCUGCAAAGGGUCACUUUGUAGUUUACACAAGUGAUAAAAGACGGUUUAUGAUUCCUUUGGCUUACCUCAAAAGUGAGAUUUUCACGGAGCUCUUUCGAAUGGCAGCGGAUGAGUUUGGUGUCACAGCUUCAGGGCCAAUUAUACUUCCUUGUGAUUCAACUUUCAUGGAGUACGCAAUCUCCAUGAUCCAAAGACAUGUAGCUGAGGAUUUAGAGACGGCACUGAUCAUGUCCCUUACCACCUGCAGAUAUUUUGCAUUGUCAAAUAACCUUCGAGAACAAAAUAAUCAACAAUUGUUAAUAUGUAGCUUUUAGAAACUUUCCUAGGUCUUGUAUAGAUUAUAAAUAGUAUACUUCUUGUGAAAUGCCGGAAGAAUUUCAAAUAAAAAGAUCUUGUUCCUUUAACAUUACGCCUGUGUUUUUGAUUUAACGUU
Molecule: messenger RNA, 590 nt
Organism: Amaranthus tricolor (Joseph's coat)
Lineage: Eukaryota; Viridiplantae; Streptophyta; Magnoliopsida; Caryophyllales; Amaranthaceae
Product: auxin-responsive protein SAUR64-like
Exons: 1
Coding region: 64-471 (135 amino acids)
Biological process (GO): response to auxin
Source: RefSeq, a predicted model, not a curated record